This is a messenger RNA of Dendrobium catenatum, 1994 nucleotides long. RefSeq names its product serine/threonine-protein kinase BSK1. Lineage: Eukaryota; Viridiplantae; Streptophyta; Magnoliopsida; Asparagales; Orchidaceae. Gene Ontology annotation, biological process: protein phosphorylation; brassinosteroid mediated signaling pathway. Gene Ontology annotation, molecular function: ATP binding; protein binding; protein kinase activity. The coding region runs from base 265 to 1776 and encodes 503 amino acids. The record is from RefSeq and is a predicted model, not a curated record. The transcript is spliced from 9 exons.
CAAAGUGAAAGAGACAACGAGAGGGCGGAAUAGGAAGGUAAAAGAAAUGAUUAGAUUUUGAUCUCCUUUUGCUUUCCCACGCGCAGAAGUGAAAAGGAGUUAUUAUAGCUCUUGCAUAGAAGAGGGAUUCCUUCUUCCUUCUUUUGUAACUUUUCUUGCCCAUCCGCUAUUCUUCCCUAAAUUCCAUCAAGCUAGCCAUUAUAGCGACCCUAGCAGCAAAAAAAAGCUAUUUUUAUCUCACUCGGAGUAGCGAAGGGGAAGGCGAUGGGAGGCUGCUGCUCGUCGCCGAAGAAAGAGCUACCGGAGAAGAAGCAAAUCCGGCUUCAGCAGAAUCAGCGCCGAUCUUUCUCUAUUCAGCAGGCACCACAGCCUUUUGGAGCGGCGGAGGCAGUCAGCGAGGUGCCGGCCUUCUCCGAGUUCUCGUUCGCUGAUUUGAAGGCGGCCACUAAUGGCUUCAGCUCCGAGAACAUCGUCUCGGAAAGCGGAGAGAAGGCCCCCAACCUAGUCUACAAGGGCCGGCUACAGAGCCGCAGAUGGAUCGCAGUCAAGAAGUUCACCAAGAUUGCCUGGCCCGAUCCCAAGCAGUUCGCCGACGAGGCAUGGGGAGUGGGGAAGUUCAGACAUAGGAGGCUGGCGAAUUUAAUCGGCUACUGCUGCGAUGGGGAUGAGCGGCUUCUGGUGGCCGAGUACAUGCCUAAUGACACGCUUGCCAAGCACCUCUUUCACUGGGAAAAUCAAACUAUUGAAUGGGCUAUGCGUCUAAGGGUUGCAUAUUAUAUAGCUGAAGCACUGGAAUAUUGCAGCAGUGAAGGACGACCUUUGUAUCAUGAUCUAAAUGCCUACAGAGUUCUUUUUGAUGAGGAUGGUGAUCCUCGCCUUUCUUGUUUUGGUCUUAUGAAAAACAGCAGGGAUGGAAAAAGCUACAGCACAAACCUAGCUUACACGCCUCCAGAAUACUUAAGAAAUGGAAGGGUUACUCCUGAGAGUGUGAUAUUUAGUUUUGGUACUGUUCUCUUGGAUCUGCUUAGUGGGAAGCAUAUACCUCCUACUCAUGCUCUUGAUAUGAUAAGAGGUAAGAACAUCCUACUUUUGAUGGAUUCACAUUUGGAGGGGAAAUUUUCUACAGAAGAAGCUACUGCUUUGAUGGACCUUGCUUCUCGUUGUUUGCAGUAUGAACCAAGAGAUCGCCCCAAUACAAAAGAUCUAGUUACUACACUUGCCCCCUUACAAACUAAAACCAGUGUGCCUUCUCAUGUGAUGCUCGGAAUUUCUAAACAUGGAGAGACCCCUCCUACUCCACCGCACCCCCUUUCUGCCAUGGGUGAAGCUUGCUCGAGGAUGGAUCUUACGGCCAUCCAUCAAAUCUUAGUAAUGACACACUACAGGGAUGACGAAGGAACUAAUGAGUUGUCAUUCCAGGAAUGGACACAACAAAUGAGGGACAUGCUUGAUGCAAGAAAACGAGGAGACUUGGCAUUCCGAGAUAAAGAUUUUAAGACUGCCAUUGAUUGUUACUCUCAGUUCUUAGACGUGGGAACGAUGGUCUCACCGACCGUAUACGCUCGGCGGAGCCUUUGCCAUCUCCUCUGUGAUCAACCUGAUGCUGCUCUUCGGGAUGCCAUGCAAGCACAGUGCAUAUAUCCAGAAUGGCCUACAGCAUUCUACAUGCAGGCUGUAGCGUUAGCUAAGCUGAACAUGAACAGUGACUCUGCUGAUAUGUUAAAUGAAGCAGCUGGGCUUGAAAAGAAGAGACAAAAUGGUGGGAGAGGUACUUGAACUGUCUUAACUGUUUAUUCAGGUGUGAUAUUUUGUGAUUACUAGGGGUUUUUUUGUUAUAAAAUGUGAUGUAGAGGAAGCUCUUGGAUUACAUUAAUGGGUUUCUUUUACUCAUUAAUGGUGGUUCUAAUUCUUUACUUUGAUGUAUAUGAACAGAGGAUCAAAACAGACAUUUUGAACUUUUCAAAAGAUCUCAUUUUUUGCUUAGAUAGUGCUGA